AUGGCACUGAGAAAACUGCUCGACUCCAGGCCACCUACCCCAUACUUCAAACUACCGCCACUACAUGUGGUUUUCCUAAAAAUCGAGGACUCGCCGAGAGUGGUGUCAUGGGCAUUUGGGGAGUCCUCAGCCACCCCCACCUGCACAAAAUUAAAUAAAAUGGCCAUCAUUAGUGAUGGCGAAUCCCUGGCCAAAAUUACUUUAUUUGAGGCAGUGGCAGGUAAAGUGGCAGAGGGGGAGGCCUUCUUUAUGAGGGGCCACACCCUGGUGGGAAAGUCCCCACCAUUUCUUAUUAAUGUUGGGAGUGGAACUCAAUUUUUCAGGGCCAGUAAAAUUGCCUGCCCCGCUGAAUUGCUGGCCAGAGCAGAGACCCUGCUGCACCCGGCCUCGCCACUGGUGGAGCUCAGUCAGUGCAGGGAGCAGCAGGGCCUGAUUUCCAUCGAGGGGGUGAUUACUGAGGUCAGUAUAAGAUACUAUGGUACAGCCACGUUUCUAGGAAAUUAAAACCAUCACAAAUAACAAGAUAAAAUUGCAUUCUCAGAUAUAUAACUUACUAAAUAUGGAAUUUUUCUUGUUUAGAUAUCAGCUGUGCGAAAGGUGGAGUCGGGGAGAGAGGCCUUGCCUCUGCGAAAACUCACCCUGCAGCAGGUAACUACAGCUGUGAAAAUUGUUGGUACCCUUCUGUUUAAGGAAGAAGUUCAUACAAGUCACUGAAAUGAACUGUUACACAACCUGUACACUGACUACUGUACAUUGCGUCAAAGUGUCAUCUCUUUAGUGUUAUCCCAUGAAAAUAUAUAAUUAAAUAUUUGCAGAAAUGUGAGGGGUGCUCUCACUUUUGUGAAAUACUGUUUGCUUAAUAACAUUUGCGUAAUGUAUGAAUCAUGAUGAAAUAACACUUAAAUUUAUGCAGAUCUGUCAUUUAGCCUGUUUCUCGCUCUACACAAAUGAGCAUGUCACUUUGAAUUCAUGUGAUUAGUUCACCCUUAAUAAAUUAUCAAAUGAUGCUGAUUUGAUGUGAUAUCAAAUUUCCCCUUGGGGGUCGAUAAAGUUCUUCUUAUCUUAUCUUUCUCAUAAAUUAUUGCUUAGUUUAGCACCGUGCAUCUGCUCAGCCCCACUGACUUAAAUGAGACAAGAGCCUAUGGUAUUUUGUAGUGUCAUGUGUAUUGUGACUACAAUAAGGUGUUCCCUUACAUUUUACAGGGCAAAACCACUGUCAGGGUCUCCCUGUGGAGGGAGGCAGCUGUGAAGCCCCUUGCUGUGGGUGAGACGGUGAGAGUGACUCACACAAAGUCACUCAAAACGGAGUAUGGGCUCCAGCUCAACUCCACCAACUUUACAAAACUUGAGGUAAUUUGUUGUUGUCAUUGUUUUCAGGUAAAGACACUUUUUGAAAAAUAUAACCCUUUCUUCCCUUACAAUUGGUAGCUUACAGAAUCACAAAAACUUAACUAGGUUUAAAAACUACUUAAUUAAUCGACAGUUGAUAUAGAGAUACACACGCACGAACAAAAUUGUUGGCAUCCUUUUAUUAAAGAAAGAAAAACUCCCAUCGAAACACAAUUGAACGUCUGUGGAAGGAGCUGAAACAUGCAGUCUGGAGAUGACACUCUUCAAACUUUACACCUCUGGAAAUGUUUGCACACCAGGAGUGGGCCAAAACACCUGUGGACAGGUGCACAGGUCUCUCUAAGAGUUACAGAAAUCGCUUGAUUGCAGUAAUCGCCUCAAAAGGUUGUGCAACAUAGUAUACAGUUAAAGGUACCAUCGAUUUUUUUCAGGCCAGUUUUGUCAAUUUUUUUGUUUUGUUUUAAAGUGUGUUUGGAUAUGUCAGUUUCACACAUUUCCUUUUUAAAAGUAGUUCUGUUAAACCAAAAUUCAAAUCCAAUGUCACAUUUUCAAUUGUUAAUUUUCUGUUUAUUAUAUUUCACUCUUAUUUCUGUUAGUUUCUAGUCAUUUCUGUGAGCUUUGUUGGUCUAGCUUAUUUUAAAAGAAAAAGAAAGGUGCCAACAAUUUUGUCUGCUUGUGUAUAGCCAUCCACGUGAGGGGCACUUAAUUAAUGGCAAGGAAGAUUUCAGUGUAUUGACACUUUUGUACCCGGUCUCACAUCUGAACCACUUCCUCUUGUGCCAGGAUGGGCAGGGCCUUAGGACAAUGCUACUCACAAUAUUAAUCAAUAUUGGGCCAUUGUUACAGAAAAAACAAUAUAAUACAAAUCACCUGAUUCCUUACCUGUGUUUGUCUUAUUUGUCAACAGAAGCAGCUGCAGACCGGGAUCGAGCUCACCAUCAUAGGUGUCCUUGAAGAGGAGGGGGCCACCUCCAGCAGCGGCCCAGAAUUGUUAGAAGUCCUGCAGGAGAAUGGGGAGACCCUCAGGAUUUUAAAAGAUUUGUGGGGGCCCAACUUUGAUGAGGCCCUCCUAAAGGGCCCCUUGAAAUGCACAGCCUGUGUAUCAGGCACAAACAUAGUCAAAUUAAAAUUAAUUUGA
Messenger RNA from Xyrichtys novacula (pearly razorfish), 2488 nucleotides. NCBI's taxonomy places the organism in Eukaryota, Metazoa, Chordata, Actinopteri, Labriformes, Labridae. The record is from the annotation of a GenBank genome assembly.